UACGUUCUCGUUUCGGGUGCCAGCAAAUUGCUAAACACCCUGUUUAGUGAAGUGAAUCUGCAUGCACACAACUUUGCUAAGGUAGUCAGUUUUGUUUAUCAAUAAUUUUUCGGUAUGAUUGUACUGUUGCCUUUUGAAAAUUCGCUAAAAAUGCCGCACCACACAAUUUUUUUGUGGUCAAAAAUCGGCUUUUGCAACCCAUUUUUAUAUAAAUAGGAAAAUAUUUAAUACACUUUUAUAGUGAGUACAUGCGGUUAACUAUCAGUUAAACAAAAUUCAAUAGGAUUCAAAAGUAAUCCAGCAAUCGGGGAAGGAGAUGCCCUUUAAAUGCGUUAAAAUAUCUCGUAGCUGACGUCACAGCGUUCGAAGUUUUCACGACGUGCUGAAACGUUCGGCAACAGUGUGUAAAAGUUGUCAAACUUAAGCAGGUCGCGCCCUUAAAAAUAGUAAACAAACACUAUGAAGUUUUUUUUCACAUGCUAUUGCCCAAAAAUACUUUGGUCCUUGGAUUGGAUAUAAAUAGGAAAUGAUUAUGGACUCUUUUGGGACAUUACUUGCUGCCACAGUGAAUCAGGAGCACUGCAGAUAAAUUAAGUUGAAAUUUAGGACAGAAAUGUUUACCCAACGACCCUUUCGAAAUAGAUUAGUUUUACUAUCUCUGAUCCUAGUGCAGUUAUGUUUGAUUACUUCGUAUUUUCUCUUCUAUAAAUCGGAGUCAAGGAAGAAAUUGAACAAAAUCGCGUUUCUUCCCAAAGUCUAUGCAUCUGACAAAACCAACCAAAAAACUUACUACACUCUAAAAGAUAUCAUAGAUUUGAAAAAAAUUUGCUCCAAGAAGGUUUUCCUGGAUUUCAACACGAGUAUGUGUUUUACAGAAGGUACGGAUAUCAAGGCCAUGAGUGUUAUUAAAGGAAUUAAUUGGAAAUGUAACUGUUUACCAGGUUGGCAUGGACCUGACUGUGGAUUUCCUGAAGUGUUAUUCAGAGCUCUUCUAACGAAAAAACAGCCCGUAAAGCCGAAAGGUCCGGUGCCGUUCGAACGGCGACUCAUCUAUCUAUUUAAAUACGAUAAGUCUAGUGAAAACCUGGCAGAUAUUAGAAUAAUGGCAUUUGGCGACAUUAUAGAUUUGUUUAUUGUUUAUGAAAAUGGCAACAAUCAUUUUGAGACUCUAAUAAAAAAUUCGAUGUUUAAAGAAUGGCAGCACAAAAUCCUGUACAUUGCCAACUGCACCGAAAAGAAUAUUUGGAAACUUGCGGAGUCCCAGAUAUCAAACCUGAUGGGCGAUGAUUAUGUAAUUUCCAGCCCAUCUAAUGAAAUACCUGAUCGUUCGUCUUUAAUUUUUAUGAAAUUCUAUGAAAAUAUCCCUGAACCGAUUUAUUUUCGGUUAAAGUGGAGCGUUUUCGGAUUUUUCUGGAUCCAUCCUAAGAAAACUGUAAUAUCUGGUGGUGCAUGCACAGUCUCAUAUUUGAGAAAUGAGCUGAAUAAUGAUCUGAACACUCUAACCAGUAGCAAAACCAUCGCAACUUUUGCAUCCAAAGGUAUAUUAUUAGGAGAUCUAAAUCAUACAGGGGGCUGGUUUUGUGAGUAUUGUGCGUCCCCUCAGGAUAUCAUAGAAUUUUUUACAAGCAACAGCUCAAAACAGCUUAUUAACUGGAACCAAAUUGGCACUGACAAAAUCACUCAUAAAUUUAUUGAAAAUCUUAUCGAAUUAGGCUUAUACAUUGAUGGUAAAAGUGAACUGGGAAGAGGGCACAGGUAUUCAGAUAUUGAUUUUGCGCCUCCUUACGUAAUAAAUAACGAUUUUAAAUACGAUUUUCUCUUGAUAAACUUCUACUCACAAAACGAUGAUUACAUAUAAUCUCAGAAGGACUUAACCAAAGACUGGCUUGCAUUUUUGCUUCCGGCAUAUUACAUAAACAUAUAGUUUUGGUAGUAAGCGAUGUAAAGUGCCUUUGAAUAGUUAGUAAUUUUAUUAAUACAUAGUAGCGGAUAGUAUACAGUGUUUCUUAUUUAUUUUAGUUUAGGAAAAUGUUAUUUUCCGUAAAAAGAUCUGCAUGGUGUAAAACCUGAAAUUACAUACUGUAUUAUAUGGAAAACGGACACCCAACUAGUAAUUUUCAAGAACUUGUCAUUGGCAGCAAUUAAAUGGUUUGCGAUUUUAAUUCUGAAGUUAAAUUUUAGCCAGAAAUUUAAUGUAGAAUUUUAAAUAAUCUAGGGACGAACAUCACUAAAGCGCGUUGGAAUAUUCCUACACUGGGACAUUUCAUGGGUUUUAAUUGAUUGCUUCGCAAUUAUUUUUCCGGUCCAUUUAUAUUGCUAGUCAGAUUUGUUUGUGAUUUGUUAAGCACUAAAACCUUGUCCAUGAGCUGUGAUAUUUAAGAGAAUGUAAAGACAAGCUUUUACUCUAUGAUAGCAAAUAAAAUACCUCCAGACUUAAA
Messenger RNA from Dendroctonus ponderosae (mountain pine beetle), 2438 nucleotides. Its product is annotated as beta-1,4-mannosyl-glycoprotein 4-beta-N-acetylglucosaminyltransferase. The transcript is spliced from 2 exons. The record is from RefSeq and is a predicted model, not a curated record. NCBI's taxonomy places the organism in Eukaryota, Metazoa, Arthropoda, Insecta, Coleoptera, Curculionidae. The coding region runs from base 614 to 1858 and encodes 414 amino acids. Gene Ontology annotation, molecular function: beta-1,4-mannosylglycoprotein 4-beta-N-acetylglucosaminyltransferase activity. Gene Ontology annotation, biological process: protein N-linked glycosylation; N-acetylglucosamine metabolic process. Gene Ontology annotation, cellular component: membrane.